GACCUUGUGCAGCUGUGGGGGGGUGUCUAAGUGCGUUUACUGGAGGCGUUGUGCUGAUGUGAAGAAAUAGAUAGCAACCCCGCCCUUCCUCCUACUCUCGCUCCUCUGAAGCCUUCCAACUCUCCAAGCCUGCCUGGUUCAGAUCUCUUCCCCUACCAGCCGGUGAAGGUCAGAGUCCCAAGGCGCUACCGCCUCGCCAGUUCCAGAGCCCCCCGCCCCCAGCGCUCCCUUCCUCGCAACGUCAAGACCCGGGAUCUGUGCGGCUGUGGCUCUGUGAGCAUCCAACCCACCUUCAGCAUCGCCGCUGGUCUUCUCUCGGCAGCUUUUCCGUUCGUCACUAUGGAUAAACUGGCUGAUGCAAACUCGCAGUUUGCUCUGGAUCUUUUCCAAAAGUUGAAGGCAGACCACCCAACAGGCAACGUUUUCUUUUCUCCGCUCAGUUUAUCGUCCGCCCUGGCCAUGGUCGUCUUAGGGGCCCGGGGUAACACAGCCUCGCAACUCUUGAAGACACUUCAUUUUGAUGGUGUUGAAGACCUUCAUUCAGUAUUUCACGCGCUCAAUGCUAAAAUUAACCAGAGCAAUGCACCUUAUAUUCUGAAACUUGCUAAUAGAUUGUAUGGAGAAAAAACUUUCAACUUUUUGUCUGAUUUCCUGACGAGCACCCAGAAUUUGUAUGGAGCUGAAUUAUCCACAGUAGAUUUCUCAAAUGCUCCAGACAAGGCAAAAAAGGAAAUUAACCAAUGGGUUGAACAGCAGACUGAAGGUAAAAUCCCAGAGUUGUUACCUGAAGGAUCCAUCAAUGAAAUGACUAAAUUGGUUUUGGUGAAUGCUGUCUACUUUAAAGGCAGCUGGGCAAAGCCAUUUAAAGAAAAAGAUACUGAAGACAAGCCUUUUAGACUAAAUAAGACAGAAAAGAAGAAUGUGAAGAUGAUGUUUCUGAAAAAGAUACUUCCUUAUGGUUAUAUCCCUGAAUGCAAGUGUCAUGUGCUGGAACUGCCAUACAAGGGAAAGGAUCUUAGCAUGAUCAUCCUUUUGCCUGACAGCAUUGAGGAUAAUUCCACAGGCCUGGAACAGCUGGAGAAGCAGCUUACUUUGGAAAAACUGCAAGAAUGGACACAGCCAAAAUAUAUGAAAUCUGGCGCUGAAAUCCAUGUACAUCUACCUAAAUUUCAACUGGAAGAAAACUAUGAUCUUAACUCUUACUUUGCAGCAUUGGGGCUAGUAGAUGUGUUUGACAGUGGCAAGGCUGAUCUGUCUGGAAUGUCAGGAGCUCAGGAUCUCCAUGUGUCUAAAAUUGUUCACAAGUCCUUUCUGGAAGUAAAUGAAGUAGGCACUGAAGCAGCAGCAGCUACUGUUGUUACAGGUUUGGGUUGCUGUCUGCUCAUGGGGAAGGAUUUUAAUGCUGAUCAUCCUUUCCUAUUUUUUAUCCGUCAUAAUCCAACAAACGCGAUACUUUUCCUUGGUAGAUUUGCUUCUCCAUAAAGAGUAUUAUAAGUCAUAAAACCAACUACAUUUUUUGCAACUACAUCGCAAAAAAGGCUUUAAGAGUUGUAAACUUAAUCUUGCGUAGCUUCUUCUCCAAAAAACACUACGCUGCUAACCAGAGCAUAUAAAACAUUUGCUAGACCAAUUCUUGAAUACAGCUCACAAGCGUGCCUACCAUUCCUGUCCUAUUGUUUCCUUUCGUUAUAAUCAAUUAAUAUAGUUAUUACAUACUCAUACUUAUAUGUAUGGUUAUAUAUUGUAUAGUUAUUGUAUGCUUAUGCUUAUAUAUACUGUGUGACAAAAUAAAUAAAUAAAAAAUAAAUAAAAUAAAAUAAA
This is a messenger RNA of Ahaetulla prasina, 1821 nucleotides long. RefSeq names its product leukocyte elastase inhibitor-like. Gene Ontology annotation, biological process: negative regulation of endopeptidase activity. The record is from RefSeq and is a predicted model, not a curated record. Gene Ontology annotation, molecular function: serine-type endopeptidase inhibitor activity. Bases 340 to 1482 code for a protein of 380 amino acids. The transcript has 7 exons. Lineage: Eukaryota; Metazoa; Chordata; Lepidosauria; Squamata; Colubridae.